Molecule: messenger RNA, 2988 nt
Organism: Aureobasidium musti
Lineage: Eukaryota; Fungi; Ascomycota; Dothideomycetes; Dothideales; Saccotheciaceae
Source: the annotation of a GenBank genome assembly
AUGGACAACGCCUACGUGCAAUCGACAUCUGCCGUGCUGAAGCACUUUGAUGUGCAGGAAGCCUCAGGUCUCGACAAGUCCUCAGUAAACGCGUCAAGACAGAAGCAUGGUCGCAACGACCCACCAACACCGCUAUGGGAACUGAUCCUAGAACAAUUCAAGGACCAGCUGGUCAUCAUCCUUCUUGCCUCUGCUGCCGUGUCCUUUGUUCUCGCUCUGUUCGAAGAUAGCGACGACUGGACUGUCUUCGUGGAUCCUGUCGUAAUUCUCACCAUCCUUAUCCUUAACGCCGUCGUUGGUGUUUCGCAAGAGUCGUCGGCCGAAAAGGCAAUCGCUGCACUUCAAGAGUACUCGGCCAACGAGGCCAAGGUCGUUCGCAAUGGCAAGGUUCAGCGCAUCAAGGCAGACGAGUUGGUUCCAGGAGAUAUUGUCAAGGUCGCUGUAGGCGACCGCGUGCCUGCUGAUUGCAGAGUCCUGUCUAUCCACAGCAACAGCUUCCGCAUUGACCAAAGUAUUCUGACCGGAGAGAGCGAGAGUGUCGGCAAGGAUACCGAUGCCAUCAAGGAUGCGAGCGCUGUCAAGCAGGACCAGGUCAACAUGCUCUUCUCGGGCACCACGGUUGUCACUGGAAAUGCCACCGCUGUCGUUGUCCUUACUGGUUCAAACACUGCCAUUGGCGACAUUCACGAGAACAUCACCUCCCAGAUUUCGCAGCCCACCCCUCUCAAGGAAAAGCUCAACGAUUUCGGUGACACUCUGGCCAAGGUUAUUACUGUCAUCUGUAUCCUUGUCUGGCUCAUCAACGUUCCCCACUUCAACGACCCCGCCCAUGGCUCUCUUACCAAGGGCGCAAUUUACUACUUGAAGAUUGCUGUAUCGCUUGGUGUCGCCGCCAUCCCCGAAGGCCUCGCUGUUGUUAUUACUACCUGUCUCGCACUCGGAACCCGCAAGAUGGCCGCUAAGAAUGCCGUAGUUCGCAGUCUCCCCUCGGUCGAAACUCUAGGUAGCUGCAGCGUCAUCUGCUCAGACAAGACCGGAACCCUCACCACCAACCAAAUGAGCGUCAACAAGGUCGUCUUCAUCAACCAGCAAGGAUCUGGACUCGAGGAACUUACUGUUGAAGGAACCAGCUUCGCUCCUGACGGCGCAAUCACCACUUCAACCGGCGAGACUCUCGAGAACGCAGCCGCUUCAUCCUCGACCAUUGCACAACUUGCCGAAGUCGCCGCUCUUUGUAACGAUGCACGUCUCUCUUAUGACAACGAGAAGGGUGUCUACAACAAUGUCGGCGAAGCCACCGAAGGUGCCCUGAGAGUCCUUGCCGAGAAGAUUGGCACCAAAGACGCAUCCGUCAACUCCGCAAGAUCUACCCUCGCACCUGAAGAAAAAGUCCACCACGCUAGCAAGCACUGGGAAACCAGCACUCCUCGUCUGGCUACCUACGAAUUUGCACGCGACAGAAAGAGCAUGUCUGUUUUGGUCCAGGAUGGUUCGUCCCAGCGUCUUCUUGUCAAGGGUGCCCCUGAGUCCAUCAUCGCCAGAUGUAGAUACGUCUUGGUUGGUACCAAGGGCACCAGAAUGGCUCUCACCGACAACAUCUCUGCCUUGCUUUCCAAGGAGGUCGUCGAUUAUGGUAAUCGCGGACUUCGCAUCAUGGCUCUUGCAAGCGUCGACAACAUCACCUCCCCUCUGUUGAAGCAGGCCAAGACCAGCUCCGAAUAUGCCCAACUCGAACAAAACAUGACUUUGAUUGGUCUUGUUGGUAUGCUCGACCCUNNCCCUCGCCCUGAGGUAGCCGACAGCAUCCGCAAGUGCCGUGAGGCUGGUAUUCGUGUCGUUGUUAUCACUGGUGACAACCAGAACACUGCCGAGACUAUCUGUCGCCAGAUUGGCGUCUUUGGCACCAACGAAGACCUGACCGGCAAGAGCUUCACUGGCCGUCAAUUCGAUGAUCUCAGCGAGGCCGACAAGCUCAAGGCUGCCAAGAAUGCUUCUCUCUUCUCCCGUACUGAACCUACUCACAAGUCCAAGUUGGUUGACCUUCUUCAGUCUGCCGGCGAGGUUGUCGCUAUGACUGGUGAUGGUGUCAAUGAUGCNCCUGCCCUGAAGAAGGCCGACAUUGGUGUGGCCAUGGGUAGUGGUACCGAUGUUGCCAAGCUCGCUGCAGACAUGGUUCUGGCAGACGACAACUUUGCAACCAUCGAGGCUGCUGUCGAGGAAGGCAGAAGCAUCUACAACAACACUCAGCAAUUCAUCCGUUACUUGAUUUCGUCCAACAUUGGCGAGGUCGUGUCCAUCUUCUUGACUGCCGCUAUGGGUAUGCCCGAGGCUUUGAUUCCUGUUCAGCUUCUCUGGGUCAACUUGGUUACCGACGGUCUUCCGGCUACUGCGCUCUCGUUCAACCCUGCUGAUCACGACAUCAUGAAGCGUCUCCCUCGCAAGCGUGAUGAAGCUCUUAUUGGGGGCUGGCUCUUCUUCAGAUACAUGGUAAUUGGCACAUACGUUGGUAUCGCAACUGUUGGCGGUUACGCAUGGUACUUCAUGUUCAGUGAGGCUGGACCUAAAAUCAGCUUCCACGCAUUGGUAAGAUUCGCCGUUGACAUUUUCGAGCACCCGAUUGACUGCUUGAUGUUCACUGAUUCUACGGCCAAGACAGCAUCGACCAUCUCACUGUCGAUUCUGGUAGUCAUUGAAAUGCUCAACGCCAUGAACGCUUUGUCUUCGUCAGAGAGUUUGUUGACCCUUCCCCUGUGGAAGAACAUGAUGCUCGUGUAUGCCAUCUGUUUGAGUAUGGCAUUGCACUUUGCACUGCUUUACAUUCCUUUCUUGCAAGGCAUCUUUGGCAUCGUGCCCCUUGGUAUGGAGGAGUGGAAGUUGGUGCUCGCUUGGAGUGCACCCAUCAUCUUGAUUGACGAGGGAUUGAAAUUCCUCGAGCGCGCAUUUGUCAUGGAGAAGCCGGGCAAGCAUAUCAAGCCCAAAGCAGAGUAA